Molecule: messenger RNA, 6644 nt
Organism: Amaranthus tricolor (Joseph's coat)
Lineage: Eukaryota; Viridiplantae; Streptophyta; Magnoliopsida; Caryophyllales; Amaranthaceae
Product: phosphatidylinositol 4-kinase alpha 1
Exons: 26
Coding region: 320-6439 (2039 amino acids)
Biological process (GO): phosphatidylinositol-mediated signaling; phosphatidylinositol phosphate biosynthetic process
Cellular component (GO): cytoplasm; plasma membrane
Molecular function (GO): 1-phosphatidylinositol 4-kinase activity
Source: RefSeq, a predicted model, not a curated record
UAUUUCAACAAUUUUCAAUCGACUCCUCAUUCUCAGAUUCUCUUUUAUUUUUCCCUCCUCCCUCAAACCAUAAUAAAAGCUGAAAAGAAAACAAUGGCAGGGAGACUGCUUCACCAUUAACGCCAUGACAAUGACCUUACCAUCAACAUCAUUCCUUUCAACGAUCUCAUCCUGUAAACCCUAAUUCAUUGCUCCAAGUUUCCCCCUAAUUUGAUCUAUUCGAUCAAUUUUUUACUUGAUCUAUCUAUAGGACGAACCCUAGCACAUUUCCCCCUCAAUUUCGUAUCAAUUUUUUUUUUCUAGGUUUCGGUUUUCUUCAAUGGAGGCUUUAUCUGAGCUUUGCAAUUUGAUGGCUAAAGAGCCUAAGAAAUUCAAAGAGAAAAUUGCUUGGAUUUGUGGUCGUUGUCCUUCUCCAGAGUCUCUUUCCUCUGGAUCAUCGAGAAUUUCUCGAUCUCAGCUUAAUGCCGUUCUUGCUGUCGCAAAAUUUCUCUCGCAAUGCCCCAAUCCUCCCGAUAAUCGUCCUCGUGAUGUUGUUGUUGAGUUUCUUCGCUUAAUUUCAUCGUCAUUUCGAUCAUCUUUUUGGCCUCAGUCAUUUGGUAAUGAUUGCAUUUCUUCAUUUUACUCUGAUUUUCUUCAUUUUGUUGUGAAUGCCGCUGAAAUGUCCGAGGAACUUGCUGAUGAGAUUGCUGGAUUUUUAGGAAAAAUUGUGAUUUCUGCUUUUAACAAUGCCUAUAAUUAUAAUUAUAAUCAUGAUAGUAGUAAUUCUGGUGAUUCGAAGAUUUGUAAGGCGUUUUUGAUGUGUUUGUCGGAAAGUUUUCCGCGAAUUUCUCCAUUGGAUGCUGAAAAGUUAAUUAAUCUCUUGUUAGAACAAGUUCAUGUUGUUGCUUACCCUAGUUCUCCUAGAGAGGCUGGUGUUGCAUCUGGUACCUCUUCGUUUCAGAGUUCGCCUGCUAGUUUAAGCUAUUUUCAGCAUCAUGAUAGUCCGAAUCUGAUGAAUGGUUCUAGUCAGUUAUCUGCUUCAUCUGGAGGCACUUGUCCUGGUUCCAAGGUUGUGGUUGAUGACACUGCCAGCAUGGCUUCAUCGCGUGUGUCUGAGAUGAAUGGGGUGGGCUGCAUUGCCUCAAAUUUGGAUGGUGGGGGUAUGGUUCGACAACAGGUUGCAAAUUUCGAGGAAGAGUCGGUAGAGAGCUUAGAGAGGCAGGAGAUCGUUUUUAAAAUGGUUGGAUGUAUAUUGAAUAAUAGAGUUGAGAUUGAUCAUAAACUUAUAGAGCAAGUGCGCUUGAUUGCAAAGAGGCAGCUCCAAUCGUCCUCUGCCUUUUUAAAGUUAAGGAAGCGGGACUGGACAGAGAACGGACAUAUACUAAAAGCUCGCGUCAAUGCUAAAUUAUCUGCGUAUUGUGCUGCAGCUAGACUAAACAUUAAAUGUCUCACUUCACUUGAUUGUGAUGUGAAAUCAACAAAGAGGUUGUUACUUGAGACCCUAGCUUUGAUGAUAGAUGCUGCAGAAGCUUGUCUACUUUCUGUUUGGAGGAAGCUGAGAAUUUGUGAGGAGCUUUUUAGUUGUUUGUUAUCUGGAGUUGCUCAAAUAGCUAUUGCUCGUGGUGGACAACUUCUGCGGGUUUUGUUAAUUCGUCUCAAACCCUUAGUACUUACAGCUUGUGCACAGGCAGAUACCUGGCACAGCAGUCAGGGAGCUAUGUUCGAAAGUGUCCUUAGAACAAGCUGUGAGAUUAUCGAAUUUGGCUGGAGUAAGGACCGAGCUCCUGUUGACACUUUCAUUUUGGGCCUAGCUACUAGUAUUCGUGGGAGAAAUGACUAUGAUGACGAGGGCAUGAAAGAAAAAGCUGCAAUUCCAACUGUUCAGUUGAAUGUUAUCCGAUUGCUAGCAGAAGUGAAUGUUUCUGUUAAAAAGUCGGAAGUGGUGGACAUGAUAUUGCCAUUAUUUAUUGAAAGCCUGGAGGAGGGUGAAGCUUCGACACCCGGCCCUUUGCGACUUCGUCUUCUUGAUGCCGUUGCUCGGCUAGCUAGCUUAGGAUUUGAGAAGUCAUACCGUGAAACAGUUGUUCUGAUGACAAGAAGCUACCUGGGAAAAUUGUCAAUUGUAGGAUCAGCAGACAGCAAAACAGUGGCACAGGAAGCGACUACAGAGCGUGUUGAGACUCUUCCUGCAGCAUUUCUUCUUAUUGCUCUUGGUCUUAAGGAAAAUAAAUUGCGGUCUGACUAUCGCCACCGUCUACUUUCAUUAUGCUCAGAUGUAGGGUUGGCUGCUGAGUCUAAAGGCGGAAGGAGUGGAGCUGACUUUCUGGGACCUCUAAUGCCUGCUGUUGCAGAAAUUUGUUCCGAUUUUGAUCCAACUGCUAAUAUCGAGCCUUCUCUUUUGAAGUUGUUUCGCAACUUGUGGUUCUAUAUUGCUCUAUUCGGAUUAGCACCUCCCAUUCAAAAAAGCCAGGGUUCGCCAAAGCCUGUCUCUACCGUCUCUACUGGCCUGAGUGGUGUUGGUAGCAUGAGUACUAUACAACUUCAAGCUGUGGAUGGACCAUACUUGUGGAAUAGUCUAUGGGCAUCAGCUAUUCAGCGCAUUGCGCAAGCUACUCCACCUCUCGUUGUAAGCUCUGUUAAAUGGCUUGAAGAUGAGUUUGAACUUAAUGCUCUUCAUAAUCCUGGUAGCGGUCGGGGGAGUGGUAACGAAAAGGCUGCUGCAACCCAAAGAAGCGCUCUUUCUGCCGCAUUGGGGGGACGAGUUGAUGCUGGAGCAAUGAGUACAAUUUCAGGUGUGAAAGCUACAUAUUUGCUUGCUGUGGCUUUUUUGGAGAUUAUACGUUUCAGUAGCAAUGGAGGCAUCCUUAAUGGUGACUUGGAGUUAACAGCCUCUAGAAGUGCCUUCAGCUGUGUGUUUGAAUAUUUGAAAACACCAAAUCUUGCACCUGCUGUUUUUCAGUGUUUGACUGCUACUGUUCACCAGGCGUUUGAAACUGCUGUGUCAUGGCUGGAAGAACGGAUAUCUGAAAUGGGUAAUGAAGCUGAUACUAGAGACUCAACUCUCUCCGUCCAUGCAUCUUUUUUGAUUAAAGCCAUGUCUCAGAGGGAAGAGCAUGUUAGGGAUAUAUCAGUAACUCUACUGGUUCAACUUAGAGAUAAGUUUCCACAGAUCCUUUGGAAUUCUGCAUGUAUGGAUUGGCUGCUUUAUUCUGUCAACAAUGAUACAUCUUCAUCACUUGUGAAUGAUCCUGCCUGCACAGCUUCUAUUCGAUCAUUGUUUCAAAAAGUAGUCAGAGAAUGGAUAAUUAUAUCACUUUCUUAUGCUCCGUGCACGGCGCAGGGUCUUCUUCAGGAAAAGCUUUGCAAACCAAACCCAGUAGAGAGAGCAAAGCCUACCACUGAUGUGGUGUCCUUGUUAACUGAGAUACGCAUAGGCACAGGCAAAAACAAUUGUUUAACUGGAGCACGAACUGCAAAUAUUCCAGCAGUCAUGGCUGCUGCUGCUGCUGCUUCUGGGGAAAGUUUCAAUUCAACGGAAUCCUUUAGCCUGGAGGUGCUUAGUACUGGUGUAACCAGUGCUGCUGUGAAGUCCAAAUUUGCUGGAGAAAUUGCCGGAAUGAGAAGGUUGUAUGAUAGCAUUGGUGGAUUUCAGUCUGGGGCACAAGCUGGGUUUGGUAUAGGUAUUGGACUUCAAAGGUUAAGAUCUGGAGUUUCUUCUCAGCCUCCAAUUGAAAAUGAUUCUUUUAAUGAAAUCCUGCUGCAAAAGUUUGUGCUUCUACUCCAGAAUUUCGUAUCCAUUGCCGAGAAAGGUGGAAUAGUGGAGAAAGCAUCAUUUCGCGAAGCAUGUUCACAAGCUACUGCCUUGCUGCUUUCAAAUUUGGGUUCUCACUCGAAAACAAAUGCAGAGUACUUUUCUCAACUACUACGUCUCCUCUGCUGGUGUCCAGCUUAUAUAUGCACCCCUGACGCCAUGGAAACCGCUGUUUUUGUGUGGACUUGGUUGGUUUCAGCUGCUCCGCAAUUAGGCUGCCUUGUUCUUGCUGAACUCGUGGAUGCAUGGUUAUGGACAGUUGAUACCAAAAGAGGCCUUUUUGCAUCUGACGCCAAGUGUUCUGGGCCGUCUGCUAAAUUACGACCUCACCUUUCUGCAGGGGAGCCAGAAGCUUUACCUGAAAAAGACCCUGUGGAGCAAAUAAUGGCUCAUAGACUCUGGCUUGGCUUUAUGAUUGAUCGAUUUGAGGUUGUUAGACAUAAUAGUGUGGAACAGAUGCUGCUGUUUGGCAGAAUGUUUCAAGGAACCACUAAACUUCCCUGGAGGUUUUCACAGCAUCCUGUAGCUACGGGUACAUUUUUCACUUUAAUGCUUCUUGGGCUAAAGUAUUGUUCUUGCCAAUCCCAAGGUAAUUUGCAGAACUUCAAAACAGGCCUUCAGCUGCUUGAAGACCGGAUAUAUAGGGCCUGUCUGGGAUGGUUUGCUUAUGAACCUGAAUGGUUUGAUACGAGGAGUAAAAAUUUCGCUUUAAGUGAGGCACAAUCUGUUUCUGCGUUUGUUCAAUAUCUUACGAAUGAGCGAACUGAUAAUGUUCCAUUAGAUCUGAAAGCACAGGCACGUGAAAAAGGGAGCUCUCUGGGUGAGGGGAGAGAUCAUCAUCAUCCGGUUUGGGGUUCCAUGGAAAACUAUGCUGUUGGGAGAGAAAAGCGGAAGAAUUUGCUUCUAAUGUUGUGCCAACAUGAAGCUGACAGACUUGAUGUUUGGGCACAACCUACUAAUUCAAAGGACUAUACACCUCGGCCUAAAAUUACCGCUGAAAAAUGGGUUGAGUUUGCUCGGACAGCAUUUUUUGUGGAUCCUCAAAUUGCGUUGUCAUUAGUGUCACGAUUCCCUGCAAAUGCAUCUCUGAAAGCUGAGGUUACUCAGCUAGUUCAGACACAUAUACUGGAGCUUCGGUGCAUACCUGAAGCACUGACAUAUUUUGUCACGCCAAAGGCAGUAGAUGAAAAUUCGAUGCUGCUGCAACAGUUGCCUCAUUGGGCUGCUUGUUCAAUAACAAAAGCUCUUGACUUUCUUACUCCUGCAUAUAAGGGUCAUCCACGUGUGAUGGCCUAUGUGCUUAGGGUUUUGGAAUCUUAUCCUCCCCAUCGUGUGACAUUUUUCAUGCCUCAGCUUGUGCAGGCUCUGCGUUAUGAUGAAGGGAGGUUAGUUGAAGGGUACUUGCUCAGAGCAGCCCAGAGAAGUGAUGUGUUCGCUCAUAUACUUAUAUGGCAUUUACAGGGCGAAACAUGUGAACCAGAAGGGGGAAAAGAGGUUGACAGUCAGAAGAAUCGUGCGUUCCUGGCACUCUUGCCACAAGUUAGGCAAAGAAUUAUUGACAGCUUUAACCCAAAAGCUCUAGAUAUAUUUCAGAGAGAAUUUGAUUUCUUUGACAAAGUCACAUCUAUCUCUGGUGUACUCUUUCCACUUCCAAAGGAGGAACGCCGUGCUGGCAUACGAAGGGAACUAGAGAGAAUUGAAAUGCAAGGAGAUGACCUCUACCUUCCUACCGCUCCCGAAAAACUUGUAAGGGGUAUUCAGGUUGAUAGUGGGAUCCCUUUGCAGUCAGCAGCUAAAGUUCCCAUUAUGAUCACAUUCAAUGUAGUUGACAGGGAAGGAAAUCCAAAUGAUGUGAAGCCCCAAGCAUGUAUCUUCAAGGUUGGAGAUGAUUGUCGACAAGAUGUUCUUGCUUUACAAGUGAUUGCACUUCUUAAAGACAUUUUCCAGGCAGUAGGACUGAAUCUUUAUCUUUUCCCCUAUGGAGUUCUCCCAACUGGUCCAGAGCGAGGAAUAAUAGAGGUCGUGCCUAAUACGCGGAGUAGAAGCCAAAUGGGUGAAACUAAUGAUGGUGGAUUGUAUGAGAUAUUUCAGCAAGAUUAUGGACCAGUAGGAACACCCAGUUUUGAAGCUGCUCGAGAAAAUUUUCUCAUUAGUAGUGCGGGUUAUGCUGUGGCCAGCCUUCUACUUCAACCAAAAGAUAGGCACAAUGGAAACCUACUUUUUGACAAUGUGGGAAGGCUUGUUCACAUUGAUUUUGGUUUUAUCCUGGAAACAUCUCCUGGUGGGAACAUGCGCUUUGAGAGUGCUCACUUUAAGCUAAGUCAUGAAAUGACCCAACUUCUUGAUCCUUCGGGUACUAUGAAAAGUGAAACUUGGCAUAAUUUUGUGGGACUCUGUGUAAAGGGCUACCUUACUGCUCGGCGACAUAUGGAUGGAAUUAUAAACACUGUAGCAAUGAUGGCCGAUAGUGGAUUGCCUUGCUUCAGUAGGGGAGAACCCAUUGGUAAUCUACGGAAGAGAUUUCAUCCUGAGAUGAGUGAACGUGAAGCUGCGAAUUUCAUGAUCCGUGUAUGUACUGAUGCAUAUAACAAGUGGACAACUGCAGGGUAUGAUUUAAUACAGUAUUUGCAGCAAGGUAUUGAGAAGUAGUAGGCAUGUAUAAAGUAAGUGUAAAUUUUUCAAGGCAUUGUCACCUAAUGUGGCAUUCCUACAAUUUUUUCGAGGGAUUGCAGUGUUGAGAAUAGGGCUUGUUUAUUUAGCAAGUAUAGAAUAUUUAUGUGGUAUUCUUCUGAAUGUAAAGUGUACGAUAUAAUAGUUUGCAUAUAUCAAUGAAAUGAACGUUCUUUUGUGUGAA